AUGCAAUUUUAUUUCAAAAUUUAUUUUUCUUUGCUCUUCAUCUGCAACACAGUGAAUGCAAGAUGUUCUGGUGGAAAUUGCGAGAAAUUCUCAUGCGUCUCAGGUUUGUUUCAAACAUCAACGUCAUUUCCAUUUUUAUUUCUUUCUUAUGUUCAAUUUUGCGGAAAGGUGUCAAACAACAAAAAUAUUUUAUUUUUCGAUUGAAAUAAAAAUAACCAGGAACUUUUUUUGAAUCAUGUUUAGAAAAAGUGAAACUCGGGAAUAAACGAAAGAUUUUUAGAAUGAGUCGAUUCAGAACGUUUCCAAGUUCCUUGAGUUUAAAGUUUAUCAAAACAAAUGACAGCACAUCCUAUUGAAAAUUAUGAAUCAUGUUUUUUAGUUUAAGUUUUUUAAAUGGGAAAAGGCUCGGUCUAUUUCUGUGAAAAUUAAAAUAAUGUGACAAUUUUCCGGAAAAAGAAAAGAAAACAAUUCAAUUUUCUGAGAAAAAUCAGAAAAUCCGGAUAAUCGAAAUACUCCCAACACUCAUUUCCCGGAACUAAAUCUUCUCAAAAAUAUACUUUUUCUAGAUCACUAUGUUCAUCGACCACUUGACAAUAAUCUCCGAUUCGGUGGAACUUUCAACUCCCCAUGUUCUUGCAAACCAGAUUGGAAUCUUGUAUUCUGCAAUGAAACUGUAAAUUCCUAUAAAAGUAGUCACUCAAAUCUUCCAACUGUUUGCAUAUGCAGGUAACAUUAUUUUUACAGAAAAUCUUUAAUUUUAACUGCAACAAAACAAUAAUUUCAGGCAAUUCAGCGAAACUGGUACAAAAUGUACACAAGUAAUCACAAGAUGCUUUCAACAUAGGAAUAAUGAGUGAGUUUUCAUUUUUAUUUGAAAAAUAAAUAUAAUGGAAAAUUAUUCAGAUGCUCAUGCUGUUUCAAUCAGCCAAGUGAAUGGUGUCGACAAUUGAAGUGUAAAAAUCGAGAACCCGUGUUUGAGUAAGUCAAAAAACACUCACACUAUGUAAAAAUUAUCAUAUCGAUUUGAAAUUUUUGAUGGCUCUGGAUAAAUAUCAGAGCCAUCAAAAAAUUAUCGAACUUUAUAAAUUGAAUUCACCCAUAAAAACUUGAAAGCUUCAGUCUCCAAGUAAAAUUUACACUCUGUUCCAGAAAUUGUUCAGUUAAUCGUAGUUGUUUCCAGAAAUGCAAACACAACGUGUGUCUGUCAUCAACCAUCUGAUUAUCCAUUCCAAAUAUGUUCACAUAUGCCUCAAGGUUUUGAAAUUUUGAAACGCCGUAAGAUGGUAGACAUGAAUGUUCAACGAAGCGAGCUUGCAAGUCCAGAGGUAACAUUUAAUCAAAUUUGAAAAUAGUUUUGCAAAGUGUGAAUCAAGAAAUCAAGAUCAACUAUUUUUAUGAUGAAAAUUCGGAAUUUGCCAUUUCCAGCUGCUUUAUCUAGUUCAGAGAUUAGAAUUAUGUAGCUCAAUAAUCUGAAAUAUUUUUAGAUACAAACCACAAAACAUCAUUUUUUUCAGUUUAUCGAACUUCUUGGUCGCAAAGUUCCAACCACAACAAUAACUUAUCUGAUAGUGGGAUUACUUCUUGCAAUAUCCUUGUUAACAUUGCUCAUGUUAGUGAUUGGUGGAAACAAAUUGAAAAGACAAAGAAGUGAACGACAACGACAAACACGUUUAGCCCGUGAAACUUUGAUCAUGCAAAGAGCUGAUGAUGAUCGAUACUUGCCAAGUGCCUGA
Caenorhabditis angaria is the source of this 1733-nucleotide messenger RNA. The record is from the annotation of a GenBank genome assembly. NCBI's taxonomy places the organism in Eukaryota, Metazoa, Nematoda, Chromadorea, Rhabditida, Rhabditidae.